AUGACAAGACUGUCGAAACGUGGCUUUGGCAAUCAAGCUGAGGUUCACUUCCAUGAAACGUUUGAUGGGUCCUGGGAGUCGCGGUGGGUAAAUUCCCAGCUGCCAGGCACGGCACCUUUCGAGUGGUCAGCAGGGAAAUGGUUCGCCAACGAGUCCCAGCAGCGAGGCUUGAGGACUACUGGGGCCCUCCGACGCCAUGCCAUCUCUGCAAAGCUGCUGCAGAAUUUCACCAACAGAGGACGGGAUCUCGUGCUGCAGUUCACCGUAAAGCAUGAGAAUGAGGAUAUGUCCUUCUGCGGCGGCGGGUAUGUAAAGUUGAUGGGCAGCGACCUUGACCAGAAAUCAUUCGGACCGGACACGGCGUACAAGAUCAUGUUUGGCCCAGAUAUUUGCGGAUUCCAGACAUCAGCUGUGCACCUGAUCUUCAACUGGCAAGGAAGGUACUUGCACAGAUCUCCAGAGAUACCUCUGGAGUAUGAUGACCGCGAUGCGUUCACACAUAUCUUCACUUUGCUGCUGAAACCAGACAACACGUACAAGGUCUACAUUGACAUGAAGGAAAAGUCUUCAGGUGAGCUUCACGACUAUUGGGCCUUUCCGAACAAGACGAUUGAUGACCCAACUGAUCGCAAGCCGGAGGAUUGGGUGGAGACCCGCCGAAUUGUGGAUCCUGAAAUAAAGAAGCCCGAGAACUGGGUGGACACCCAACUUGUUCCAGACAGCACGGCCUGGAAACCGCCAGAAUGGGAUGAUGAGGAGGACGGCGUCUUCGAAGCGCCUCUCAUCGAGAAUCCGCUAUAUCAGGGGCCCUGGUUUCCUGCCAUGGUAGACAAUCCUGAGUUUCGCGGUCAUUGGAGGCCUCGGCAGCGUGGGAAUCCUGACUACGAGGAGGAGGUGUACUCCUACACUGACCUUGGAGCGGUGGGCUUUGACCUCUGGACAGUCCAUGAAGGAUCAGUUUUCGACAACCUUCUCCUUUGCGACUCGCUGGAUUUUGCGAAAUCUGAGGCAGCAAAGCUUCAGGAGCUCUUUUCCAAAGAGAGGGAGGCGCGCCGCAAGUGGAAGGAGCAGGAUGCAGGGGAGGAGGCGCCUGGAACAUGUUUGAGCUUUGAGCUAGACACGGAGCGCUUGGCCCGCGAGCGCAAGGAGCAGCAGGCGGCUGAGGCAGCCGCGCUCAGUCUCAUGUGGGGAUUCGGGAACUUCGCCGAAGAGAGGAAGAGGAACGUGUGCCGCGAGCGUCAGGAAGAGAAACGCCGCGAGCGUGAACGGGAGAUUGAAGAGAAGCAGGCGCUGGAACGUGAGGCAGCGGCCAACCGACGUGCUGCUGGUGGUGCCGGCGCCGGAGCAGGUGCUGCCGCAGGUGACAGACGCCGCGGUGGAGAUGUUCAAAGUUCACGGGAUGAUUGGCGCAAGAGAGGCGAGCAAGAGGAUGGGCCACGCCGGCCUGCAGCAGGCGGAAGGACCGGGCCAAGCAGCCGUGCCGAUGAGGACAACUGGCGCCGGCCAGCUGCAGAUGAGCCCCGGGCCGAUGCUGCCCCAGAGCGCAAGGAACCCUGGCGCCCCUCACGGGCCAAGGGUGAGGGCCGUGAUGGUGAAAAUCCAGGCCCAUGGCGUCCGUCGCGAGCCAAGGGCGAGGGCCGCGAGGAGCGAGAAGAGCCGAAAGGCGGCAGCAAGGGCGGAGGUGCACGUGGGGAGGAUGAAGGCAGCUGGCGCCGCCCCGCCGGCGGAGGUCGCGUCGACAACGCAGACAGCUGGCGCCGGGAUGAUGGACCGAGACGGCAAGGAUCGCAGCGCGAGGAUGACGGUGGCUUCCGCCGCUCUGAUUCGCGCCGCGAGGAGAAGCCUGCAGAUGAUGGACCCCGUAGGGCGCCGCCUCGCGAGGACACGUGGGCACCUGCACGCGAGGAACGUCCAGCACCUGCGCCUGAGCCUGCUGCACCUGAGCCAGCUGCGGGUGGUGGAGAGGAUGAUGAAGGAUGGAGCAACGUCGUUGCUGGCAAGAAGAAACGCGGAAAGGCGGCUGGAGGAGGCGAGGCGCCAGCCGAGCCGCAGGAAUCAGAAUGGCGCACCCAGGGCCCUCGGCGUGGUAGCGGCAAGGGCAAUGGAAAUGCGGGUGGCGAGGAGCAGACCAGGGGUAUCUGCAAGAGCGGGCCCAGCGGAACGAAAAGCCAGACCGCGGACAUCCGCAUCUCGGACAGCUACGCCAAAAACAGCAACAUCGCGAAAAGCUUCAAAGACGACCGGGGCUGGAGCAACAGCUGGCAGGGCAAGCAGGUCACAGUCGAGUCAGUUGCAAGCCAGUCAGCCGCCAUCUUACAAGCUGUUCUUGUGGGGUCCCUAAAGAAGCUGGGUCUGGACAUCGAGUCCUUCAAGGAGCUUGGGCCGCUAGCGGCGGCAGGGCUUGAGGCCACCCGUUUGGCGCUGGAAAGAGCCUCCGAAUCACUGGUGAGCAGCAGAAUACCCAUCUCUGGCGCGGCUGUGGAGCGCAUGGACAACGCCAAGCUUCGGGUCAUAGCUGUUGGCCACAAUGGCCGAAUUCCUCCAGCUGGAAAGCGGCUGGACAAUGGAUACCCCACGGAUCAUGGGGAGACCGGAGCAAUCAGGACCAUUCCCGAUGUUUCAGCAGUAAACUGGGACAAGGUUGUGUUUGCAACCUCGCUCAGCCCCUGUGUGAUGUGCACAUCAGCCUUGACUUGGCUGUGGAAGCUGGGGCUCCGACAUGUAGUCAUUGCGGAGAGCAGCAGCUUCAGUGGCGGUGCCAGUGCGCUCGCAAAGCUCGAGGGCAUGAACAUCGUCAAUCUGUCGAACAGUUACGCCCAGUCCAUGAUGAAGACAUUUGCCACUCGCUUUCCGUGGGAUUGGGCUGCGGAUAUCGGUGAGGUCCCGCCAGGUGACUUGGGGCUCAGCAGGCGCUUGCAGGAGAACUGGGAACUGCGAAUCUUUGUGAACAAGAUCACUGAAGCGCUUCAGAAGAUUGGGCACCAUGCGGCGGUAAUCAACGCAAAAGGAGAGAUUAUUGCUUCUGCAGCGGAUGAGCGCAAAGAAAGCGGUGGGAACGAGACAUGUGCGGCGGUGAUGCUCGCAAUGGGACGUGCGGGAUCUGCAACCAACCUACGUGAAGCGAUCAUCUUCUUCAUGGGCGCCACAGCGGAGCUUCAGGACUUUGGGCCUGUUGCGGCGGGCGCUUGCCAGCUCUUCCGUCCAGCGAUGGUCGUCACGACAGGAUCGGCCUCUGCUGAACUCGUGGAGCAGCUUGCAGCGCACCAGGUGAAGAAGAAACAUCCCUUCCACCUGGACCGCCACACUCACCACCAUGCAAAGGUUGUUGACACCGCAGACUACCGUGCAGAUGCUGCGGCAUUCUUCGCGAAAGUAAAGGAUCUACCAGUGGAAGAGAGAUGUCCCGAGUUGAAGAGGAUGACUCUGGACCAGGUUCACCAGCAAUGGCACAAGUAUUUGGCAGAAACUGAUAAUAAUGCUCGCAAAUUGAGCGGGAAGAAAAAGCAGGAAGCUUUUUACGACCUGCACUUCUCAUUUAACGAUAUGCUGGCAGAGACGCCCGUGCUGGUGACGGGGCAUGUUCCAAAGCAGCUGGGCUGGCAGGCAGCUACUCACUGGGGAAAGGAUGAGCUUGCGAAGCGCAUGGGCAGCCUGCCCUGGCAGAAGUUUACUUUCAACUACCCCGAUUGGUUGAUCGGAAUGGAACAGUGGGAAUCUCUUGAUGAUUAUGUUUCACACAAUGAGAGCUCUCAGAAUAUUUUUCUUUUUGCGAGCGAGGGAGGCUGCAAAGAAGAAGACGCCAAGCUGAAGCAUUCAGUGGAUGCAAUCCGAGAACAGUUUGCUCCGAGCCCCGAGUUUGCCUUUGGACCAGAGGAGUGCAUGGCCAUCGUGGCUAUAGAUGCUUUGGGAAGCUCGCAUGGCUUCCAUAGCCACGAUCCAGUUUGGAACGUCCAGGUCGAAGGCCACAAGAUGCCCCUCGCCGUUUGA
Messenger RNA from Symbiodinium pilosum, 3987 nucleotides. NCBI's taxonomy places the organism in Eukaryota, Dinophyceae, Suessiales, Symbiodiniaceae. The record is from the annotation of a GenBank genome assembly.